GCUGAGGGGCGCGCGCCGAGGCAGAAGAUUGGCUGCGGCGGGGAAAGGCGGAAGUGGCGCUGAUGGCGACAUGGAGGUCCCUCCCCAGGACUACCGGAACGUGCCCAUCGACAUCCAGACCAGCAAACUCCUGGACUGGCUCGUGGACAGGCGCCACUGCAGCCUGAAGUGGCAGAGCCAAGUGCAGCUCAUCCGGCAGCGGAUCGACGUGGCCAUCCAGGACAUGCCGGAGAACCAGGAGAUCAAACAGCUCCUGGAGGGAUCCUACCUGCACUACUUCCACUGCCUGAGGAUCGUGGAGAUCCUCAAGGGCACCGAGGCCUCCACCAAGAACCUCUUUGGCCGUUACUCGUCCCAGCGGAUGAAGGACUGGCAGGAGAUCGUGGCCCUCUAUGAGAAGGAGAACACCUACCUGGCCGAGCUCUCCAGCCUCCUGGUCCGCAGCAUCAGCUACGAGAUCCCGUCCCUGCGGAGGCAGCUCGGGAGGUGCCAACAGGCCCAGCAGGACUUUUCCCGGCGGGAAGAGGAGUGUCAGGUGGGAGCAGCCGAGCUCAGGGAGCGCUUCCUGGCCUCCUGCAAACAGUAUGGAAUCACUGGUGACAACGUGCGGCAGGAGCUGCUGGCCCUGGUGCAGGACCUGCCCUCGCUGCUGUCCCGUGUCGGGGACACCGUGGGGGACCUGGGGGAGGCCAUCGAGCUCUACCAGGCCUGCGUGGGCUUCGUGUGUGACAGCCCCUCGGAGGCCGUGGUGCCCCUCCUGAGGCACGUGUGUGCCCGCGGGAACACCACGGUGCAGGAGUGGCGGAUGGGCCGGGAGCCGCGGCGGGUGGAGCGGCCGGAGCUGCGGGAGGAGGAGCCGGAGCCGCCCCGGGAGGACACGAUCGACUGGGGGGAUUUCCCGCUGGAUCCCCCCCCGGGAGGGGAUGGAGGAGCUGCCGAGGGGGGCGAGGAGAUCGACUGGGGGAUCACGGUGGAGCCCAGUGCUCAGGUGUGUGACACCCCCCCGGGGCUGGGAUUGCCCUGCUCCAGGGCCUGGGGGUACGUGGAGAGGGUGUCAGAGCUGCUGAAGCAGAAGCUGAAGCAGGCAGAGCUGCUCCUGGCCAAGAAGGAGGUGAUGGCCCAGAAGCGCCGGGAGGCCCUGGCAGAGCAGGGAUCCCUGGAGCCCAAGCUCGACCGGCUGCUGGAGAAGACCAAGGAGCUGCAGAAGCUGAUCGAGGCCGACAUCUCCAAGCGCUACGGAGGGCGCCCCGUCAACCUCAUGGGCAUCAACCUGUGACCCCCCAGACCCCCCCUUCACACCCCGGGGGUGCUGCUGGGUGGCCCUGGCCUCGCUGAGGGGGGUGGAUUUGGGGGAAUAAAGCAAAU
Messenger RNA from Lepidothrix coronata (blue-crowned manakin), 1365 nucleotides. It is a transcript of the gene CDK5RAP3, whose product is annotated as CDK5 regulatory subunit associated protein 3. The transcript has 11 exons. The record is from RefSeq and is a predicted model, not a curated record. The coding region runs from base 71 to 1276 and encodes 401 amino acids. NCBI's taxonomy places the organism in Eukaryota, Metazoa, Chordata, Aves, Passeriformes, Pipridae. Gene Ontology annotation, biological process: regulation of cyclin-dependent protein serine/threonine kinase activity; regulation of mitotic cell cycle. Gene Ontology annotation, cellular component: endomembrane system.